GAAGAAUCGCACUUUACAAUUUAGUUGAACAAGAGCCAUCAACAAUCGUACACAUUAAGCCAGUAUUCGGUUAAUUUUUAAACUAAAUUGCUAAAUCAAUCAUGUCAAAGGUUACAUUAUAUUAUACUCUAUUGAGUCCACCAUCGCGUACAAUUUUAACUGUGGCCGAAGCAAUUGGAUUGGAUUUAGAGAAGAAAAAUUUAGACCUCUUUAAAGGUGAACACUUGACACCAGAAUAUUCGAAAAUCAAUCCGCAACGCACAGUCCCUGCUAUUGUUGACAAUGGUGUGAUCAUCUAUGACAGUCAUGCUAUCGCUGGAUACCUUUGUGAUAAUUACGCAAAAGAUGACAGCCUUUAUCCGAAAGAUAGUGUUCAACGUGCUCAUGUGAAUGCAAGAUUGCAUUUCGAUACUGGCAAUCUGUUUGCACAUCUGGAUUAUCUUUGGUACGAAUUUUUCGAGUAUGGUGCAACUGAGCUGCCGACAAAGAUCUUAGCUAACAUUAAGAAAUGCUACAAUACUAUGGAACGAUUUUUAGAAAACGGAAAGUUCUUGUGCGGUGAUAACCUCAGCAUUGCCGAUAUUUCGUGUAUUACGUCAUUAACAUCAAUGGACACAUUUCUGCCAAUCGAAGAAGAGGCAUAUCCCAAGCUCACCAAAUGGGUUGAAACAAUGAAAGCUUUCCCGUUCUACGAAGCGAAUAGAGAAGGUGCAAAACUAUGCCAGGAUAUAAUGUGGAAUAAAUUUAAAGAGAAUCAGUCAAAAAAACAGUGAAAAAUUAUAUGUUACACAAGUGGAACACGUUGAAAUUGACUCAAGCUAUACAUAACAUGCAUGCCAAUAAAUUCGACUUGCGAUCAAAUCAAUCAAAGUUUCGA
Bradysia coprophila is the source of this 877-nucleotide messenger RNA. Its product is annotated as glutathione S-transferase 1-like. Gene Ontology annotation, molecular function: glutathione transferase activity. The record is from RefSeq and is a predicted model, not a curated record. Gene Ontology annotation, biological process: glutathione metabolic process. NCBI's taxonomy places the organism in Eukaryota, Metazoa, Arthropoda, Insecta, Diptera, Sciaridae.